AUGGGCAUUUUCAUGAUGGAGAAUUCUUUUGCAAGCUUAGUUUGCUUAAGCUUUGUCAUCUCCCAAGAGUCUUCAAUAUCCACAUGUCGCUUUGUUGAGAGUUUAACCAACUUGGAAGAGCUGGUUGUAUGUGAAUCUUAUCUAGAAGACCCAAAUAGCAAUGAGGAAGCCAUAGAAGGCAUGAGUCAUGAGAUGAAAGUAAUAUUACCCUUUUCAAGAUAUAUUCGACAUUUGCAAACUCUAGAUGUGUCACAUUGUGAUGGGUUAUCAAAAAUGUUCACACCGACAAUUGCUAAAAAUUUGGUGGCACUCACAAAAUUGAGGAUAAGUAAUUGUAGAAUAUUGAUAGAAGUCAUUAAUGAUGAGAAAGGUGGGGAUGGCCGUGUGGUGGCUUUCAAUCAAUUGAAGUAUAUGGAGCUUGAUGGGUUGACAAGGUUGAGAAGUUUCAGCUCGGGUGAAUACACUUUGAUUUUCCCGCUCUUGGAAGAUAUCAUUGUGACUAGAUGUCCCAACAUGAAGUUUUUCUCUCAAGGACCAAUGGAGGCAUCAAAGUUAAAGAGAGUUCAAGUAUCAAAGGAAGUGUGGUUUUGGGCAGGAAACCUCAACAUCACCAUCCAAAAUAUGUUUGAAGAAAUGGGUACGCUUGCUGGAGUAGAGAAAAUGCUACUAUCUGAGUUCCCUGGGUUGAUUGGAAAAUGGCACAACGAACUUAAUCCCAUCAAGUCAUUUUGGCAACUAAAAUCAGUGGUGGUAGAUAAAUGUCCAUCAUUUAUUAAUGCUAUUCCAUCCAGAUUGAUGCUAGUCUUAGACAAUUUGAGCUAUUUGCAAGUGCGCAAUUGCGAGUUGCUCGAAGAAAUAUUUGAUUUGGAAGGGCUGGAGGCUGUGGAAAGCACUCGAGUACUGCCUAAGCUAUGGGAAUUGAACUUGGCCAAUCUACCAAAAUUGAGGCGAUUGUGGAACAGAGAUCUUCAAGAAUUGAUACACUUCGAUUCUCUACGUACUCUUAUCCUGUAUAAUUGCAGCAACUUGGGACAUGCUUUCACUCCAUCAAUGGCUCGGUGCCUUGCCAAUCUUGAAUGGAUGGAAAUAAAGGAGUGUGGUCAAAUGGAAGGAGUGAUCAUAGAGGAAGAAGGGCAAGGAAGCACAAUGGAGAAGAUUACAUUCCCAAAGCUCCAUGAUGAACGAUGGAAUACUUGCCCAAUUUGA
Eucalyptus grandis is the source of this 1206-nucleotide messenger RNA. RefSeq lists its product as uncharacterized. The coding region runs from base 1 to 1206 and encodes 401 amino acids. Lineage: Eukaryota; Viridiplantae; Streptophyta; Magnoliopsida; Myrtales; Myrtaceae. The record is from RefSeq and is a predicted model, not a curated record. The transcript has 2 exons.